Molecule: messenger RNA, 1020 nt
Organism: Emys orbicularis (European pond turtle)
Lineage: Eukaryota; Metazoa; Chordata; Testudines; Emydidae
Gene: ST3GAL1
Product: ST3 beta-galactoside alpha-2,3-sialyltransferase 1
Exons: 6
Coding region: 1-1020 (339 amino acids)
Biological process (GO): sialylation
Cellular component (GO): membrane
Molecular function (GO): beta-galactoside (CMP) alpha-2,3-sialyltransferase activity
Source: RefSeq, a predicted model, not a curated record
AUGGUCGCCAUCAAGAAGAAAAAUCUGAAAAUGUUUACGCUUGCCUUAUUGUUUGUCAUCACGAUAACGUCGUUCUUGCUGAAUUACACUCACAGUUCGGGGAUGGUCACCUGGGAUCCCAAGCAGAUUGUCAUGCAGUUAAAAAAACUAAUGAAAUACCCCCAGAGACCAUGCAGCUGUAAUUCAUGUGUUCCUGAGCUGGGACUUUCCUUCUGGUUCGAUGAGAGGUUUAAUCAGACUAUUCAGCCUUUCCUCACCACUCGGAACACCUUCAUUCCAGAAGAGAGCUACAAGUGGUGGCUGAAAUUGCAAGGAGAGAGCAAUCCUAAAAAUAUCAAUGACACUAUCAAGGAAUUGUUUGAGAUCAUUCCCGGUGACGGGGAGCAGCUGCUGGAGAGAGACGCCUCCCGGUGCAGAAGGUGUGCCGUCGUGGGGAACUCCGGAAACCUUAGGCAAUCUCAAUAUGGCCAAGAUAUCGAUGCCCACGACUUUGUGCUCAGAAUGAAUCGCGCUCCAACUGCCGGGUUUGAAUCGGACGUCGGAAGCAAAACCACUCACCACUUAGUUUACCCCGAGAGCUUCCGAGACCUGGCGGAAAAUGUCAGCAUGAUUGUGAUCCCCUUCAAAACGCUGGACCUGCGCUGGAUUGUCAGCGCGCUCACCACGGGCACCAUAAACUUCACAUAUGUUCCAGUUCCCCGUAAAAUCAAAGUAAAAAGAGACAAGAUCCUGGUCUAUCACCCAGUUUUUAUCAAAUAUGUUUAUGACCACUGGCUGCAGAAUCAUGGAAGAUACCCCUCGACAGGCAUUCUGUCAGUGAUAUUUGCACUCCACCUGUGUGAUGAGGUGGACGUGUACGGUUUUGGAGCAGACAGCAAUGGCAAUUGGCAUCAUUACUGGGAAAACAACGCUUCUGGGGGGGCUUUUCGGAAAACCAUGGUCCAUGAUGGGGAUUUCGAGUCCAAUAUCACUUUGACUCUUGCCUCUAUUGACAAAAUACGUUUUUUCAAGGGCAGAUGA